GGAAGCGGCGGCGCAGGGUGGGUGAGGGCGGCCCGUCCGCGGCCCUCGCCGGUCGCCGGUUCCCUCAGCGCCGGUGUCCGUCCUCCGGCCACCGGCCCCGCCGACCCUCCGCCCGCCGGAGCCAUGGAGCUGGGGCGGGCGGGCCUGGCCUGGGCCGCCGCCCUGCUGCUGGCGGCCCUGGGAGCGCAGGCCGCGGCGGCGGCGGAUUUCGACCCGUACCGCGUCCUGGGAGUCGGCCGGAGCUCCAGCCAGGCCGACAUCAAGAAGGCCUACAAGCGGCUCGCCCGGGAAUGGCAUCCUGACAAAAACAAGGACCCGGGAGCAGAAGACAAAUUCAUCCAGAUCAGCAAGGCCUACGAGAUUCUCUCCAAUGAGGAAAAGAGGGCAAACUUUGAUCGCUACGGAGAUGCCGGGGAAAGCCAGGGCUACUCUCAGCACCAGCAUCGCCAGUUCCACCACUUCCACGAAGGCUUCUAUUUUGACGAGUCCUUCUUCCAUUUUCCCUUUAAUUCGGAGAGGCGCGACACCUCCGACGAGAAGUAUUUGCUCCAUUUUUCCCACUACAUCAACGAAAUCGUGCCAGAUAGUUUCAAGAAACCUUACCUCAUUAAAAUAACCUCGGACUGGUGUUUCAGCUGCAUCCACAUCGAGCCCGUGUGGAAGGAAGUCGCUCAGGAAUUGGAGGCACUGGGAGUGGGAAUAGGAGUCGUUCACGCCGGGUACGAAAGGCGCCUCGCCCAUCACCUAGGUGCACACAGCACGCCGUCUCUACUAGGGCUCAUUAAUGGGAAAAUAACCUUCUUCCACAACGCUGUUGUUCGAGAAAACCUGCGGCAGUUCGUGGAGAACCUUCUGCCGGGGAAUCUCGUAGAAAGGAUUACAGAUAAAAACUACAUCCGCUUUCUCUCCAACUGGAAGAAAGAAAACAAGCCCCACGUCCUUCUAUUUGAUCACAUGCCAGUUGUGCCAUUAUUAUACAAGCUGACUGCCUUUGCAUACCGCGAUUACUUGUCCUUUGGUUAUGUGUACGUCGGACUCCGAGGCACCGAAGAGUUGUCCAGUCAGUACAACAUCAACGUCUACACUCCCACCAUGAUGAUCUUCAAGGAGCAUGUCGACAGGCCUGCUGAUGUUGUGCAGGCACGAGAUAUGAAGAAGCAGCUCAUUGACGACUUCCUUUCCCAGAAUAAGUUCCUCAUGGUGGCCAGACUCACCAACCAGAAGCUGUUCCAGGAGCUGUGUCCCGUGAAGAAGUCUCACCGUCAGCGAAAGCACUGUGUGGUCUUACUUACCGGAGAAGGCGAUAAGUUUGCUGAGGCUUAUGAGGCGUUUUUGACUUUUGCUGCGGCCAACACAAAAGACACGCUGAAGUUUGUGCACAUCUAUCGUGAUCGGCAGCCGGAGUUUGCGGACGCCUUGCUGAUGGAUGAGGAGAAGUAUCGGGGAAAAUCGGCUGUGGUCAUUUUGGAGAGACACAAUAACGCGGGGAAGAUCACCUAUAAAACCUUGAAGGAGCCCUGGCAAGGCAGCAAAGAGGACAACUUCAUCCUCCUGGAUCUUCUGGACCAGCUGAGGACAGACCCCAGCCUUCUCUCUUCAGAGACUGUCCUGGCAGACUUGAAUGACGAACUCGCUCCUAUGUUCCUUAUCCGAUGGCUCUACUCCACGCUGGACUAUAUCUCAGACUGCUGGGACAGUUUGUUUCACAGUAACUGGCGAGAAAUGAUGCCACUGCUGUCCUUGCUCUUCUCUGCGCUCUUCAUUCUCUUUGGCACCGUCAUUGUUCAGGCUUUCAGUGAUUCGAGUGAUCCCAGGGACUCUCCUCCCUCCGAGAAGGAAGAGACCACCGCAAAGACUAAGAACGACGCGAGCUUCGGCAAAGAGAGCAACAGGAUUCCCAAAAAGGGCUUUGUCGAGGUGACUGAGCUAACAGACAUCAACUACAACAGUAACUUGGUACGCCUGAGGCCGGGUCACAUGAAUGUGGUCUUGAUCCUGUCCAACUCGACCAAAACCAUACUCCUCCAGAAGUUUGCCCUGGAAGUCUACACGUUCACAGGGAGUAGCUCUCUUCAUUUCUCCUUCCUCAGCCUGGACAAGCACCGAGAAUGGCUGGAGUACCUGUUAGAGUUCGCGCAGGACGCGGCCCCCAUCCCAAACCAGUACGACAAGCAUUUCCUGGAGCGUGACUACACGGGCUACGUCCUGGCUCUGAACGGCCACAAGAAAUACUUCUGCCUCUUUAAGCCUCACAGAUCAGGGGAUGAGGGGGGAACCCCGGGAUCCUGCGAGGAUUACGAUUCCUCGCUACACGCGGAAGCCAGAGGGAAAUCCUCCUGCAGCCCAGGAUCUAGAUCCAUUAAAAACAAAUUACACAAAUUGUCCUUUUGGAUGGAACGCCUCCUAGAGGGUUCCUUACAGAGGUUCUAUAUCCCCUCGUGGCCUGCGCUAGACUGAGGGAUUUUAAAGAGAUUCUAACGGACAAACUUUUUAUGAAGAUGACAAGGGACAGCUCUUUCCAGGAAUACGCAAACAAGCGUGACGAAUGGACCUUAGGUUUUAGAUGAACUCUCCUAGGGCCGGCGACCAGAUAGAAAAUAUCUCCCCACGUCCGGAGCCCAGGAGUGCAGCCAAGCGCACCAAAAUCCCCUCCACUGACUCGUCGUGCGUUUGGAUGCUGUACUGCUGAAGAGCCGAGAAGUCCGUUUUUCCUUUCUUGUCCUGCCACAUGUGCUUCCCGAGUCGCCCCUGUUCCGUCUCUCAUUUUACCUCGGUUGAAGAAAAACCCGUGACUUCUCUGCCGCGGUGACUCGGUCCGGACCGAAGGCAGCCGGCGAUGCGGGUGGGGUCGUGGUUCUCUCUCCCAUUCCCUGUGCGCUUAGCCUGUGGUGCAUGGUGUAACACCGGCAAGACCCUGCAGACCUCCCAGGCCCUGCCCUUCUGAAAGGCCUCCUCCCACCAGGCAGUCGUACUUUAUUGGCUUUCCCUGUGGUAAGUGAUCUAGAGUAUGGUCGGGAACAUCUCCCUCGUAGCAAACCUGUAGCUGGGACUCGCCUGUGGUGGGGGCUAGUAGGCGAUCUGCAUGUUUCAUGCUCCUCGUGUCAUAGUUCCACGCGCAGCUUCACCGGCCAAACCAUAACCAUGGAGGGAAGGGGUUUUGCACGGCCGUAAAUACUGUAAAGGUGUUGAGCCAUCUAAAUGUUACAUUGAUUUUUCAGAUGCCUUUCUGCUUCUGUCAAUUUUUAGACGAUCUAUCCUAGAGCCAUAACUUUAACUGUGUCCUCAGAUUGUAGGCGUGAGCUGCUAUGAGCCAGUAGAUGUGUAAAAGAAACUCUACCUAGCUGCUAGGGAGUCGGUGUGGGCUCCUUUCAAACACCCUUACAUCUGUAGUACAAACCAACCUUUCUUUGUAUCAAGGAACCCAAUUCUCUGAUGAUUGUAUUCUUGAAACGUUGCCCCAGAAGUGCUGUAUCAUCAGACCAUCGCUUAUGUGUGAAAUUCCUUUUUGGUUUAGGCAUGGGUUCAGGAUGCUCAGUUUCAGCCUCUCGCCCAUUACCUUCUUGCUGCAAACCUUUGUUUCUCAAUGUGCAGGCUGCUGCCUUGGUUUUUUUGUUUGUUUGCGUUGGGGUUUGGGGUUUUUUUUGUCUUUUUGAACUCAUAGGUCUGCGUGAAGCUAGAGCAGUCGUAAAGCGCAGGUUUGGUUUACGCUUUGCUCUAGCAGUGCUCCAACAGCCAUUUUCAACACCAUGGGGGGAAAGGGUGGCCCUUUGUAAGGCAGAGGGAAGGCAAGCAGACUCGUGGCCGCUUCCCACUCCUCAAGUGAUAAAGCAAAGCAGCAGGGUUUCUCUUCACAGCCAGGACUGAAAUCCUGUGGGGCUGGUUCUUCCUUUUCACUGCACCGGGGCAGACACUGUCGCCCGGGCUGGUCCGUGCCGUGCCUCUUCUGGCCGCUCUGCACAGGACCCAGGCCCCCGCGGUCCCAAGUCGCCGUUAGGCUAUGGCACUGCCAAAGCACAGGGAUCCGAACGGGGUGGCCUUUGCUGCAGGGCUCUGACGGUAGAGCGCUUGGUCGAGCAUGUGGUGUUAAUGCAAAGCUUGCUCGGCCCUUGCCACCUUAGCUACCAUCUUAGCGGAGCAGCCAGCGUGUAGGAAUAACCAUGCCAAUCUCUGAGCUAGCUGCCGAUCCCAUAUGAAAUCCGGGAAUGCUCAAGUCGUUUCACUGCCUACGUGACCCAGUUGCUCACAAACCCUUGGCUUGCUGCAUUCCUCCCUGCCCUGGGAGUAGAUUGGCAUGCUUCGACCACCACAGGUAUCUCAAAGGCCGUGUAUAAUGUACUUCCAAAUAAAGGCUACGAUGCUACCAACCGACCCUAUGUGAGGUUACUUAAUUUUAGCUCAGCGGACUCUGGGCCACAGCUUGCGUUGCUGCACGGAUGAGGCACUCAAGUAGAGGGAAGGAAGGAAGGAAGGCGAAGUCUUCUCCCCGCCAAAGAUCUCCAAGGCACACACGUACUGCUGAAAUAGAGCGGGAGGGGAAACGAAAUGCUGGCCUGACGCUGCUAGACUUUGUUUUCAAUUGCUGUAGUGCACUCAUGCUUCUCCUGCAGCUUGCUCUGCAGGAUGUGGCCAGAAUGGGCUUUAGCCCAGCGGAAGGCUCCGCAUAACUUUUUAAACAGUUGCAAAAGCAAAAAAAUACUCUCUGGGUCUCUGCUGUCUCUUCAGCUAGUCAGAAACCAGGAGAAAACCCUUGACACAUGAAAAAAAGUGCCUAGUUGUGCUACAGCAAGGGAAUUCAGCCCUGCCCCAAGUGAGACGAGAAGGCCUUCUGGCCUUCAAAAUAAAUACAGUUCACGUGCUACACACCUGCGGAAAUCCUUUUUUUAAUUUUCUUUUUACCACCAGUAACCUCCCCUUUUAGGCUGAGUUUUGCUUAAGGAGCACUUGCAGCAGUCCACCCUUGCCAGCUGUGGCUGGAUGGGAGCACAGCUCCUGUUUAGCUGUAACUCUGCCCUUCACCGCUUUUAACCAGGUCAGACGAACUCGGCUUGUGUCGCUGUUCUAUGGAAAAUCUUCUUUCAUGGGCCAAAGCAAACACCAAACUGUGCUGAACCCCUCGUUUAGUUAGCUUUGGUGUCCUUCGUGGAGCGCUGGGCGCUCGCUUUCUCGUAGAAGAGCAUGGUCAGAGGCUGCUUACGCCGGAGGUCUGUCUGCCCUCUCCCAGCAGUUGUGAGCCCUCACCCCCAGAUCAUUUCCUAACCUGCCGCCUUCCAGUGGCGCUCAACCCAUAUCGUAACGUAUCAUCAGCGAAACGCACUUGCGAUUGUUAUGCACGUGGUGGUUGGUAAUCCAAAGAUUGAGAAAAGUCAGUCCUAGCGCACUAUUCUAGUGAACUCUGAGCGAUCGCACGCCGCUCAGAAGCUGAAGCAAAGGGAUACAGGCCCCCAGUCUAAAGGUUGUACCAAAACUCCUCCCUGGACCGAGUGCAGUGGGCAGCGGCCGUCUGCGGCUGCCAGCCUCCGCUCUGCCAUUCACCGAAAGCCUGCCAGGAACUAGUACACUAGCGCAGCCUGAGAAGUAGGACUGAAAACUAGGUACCUAUUUUGCACUUUUGAUACUGGGCAGGGGGGGCGGGAAUUAACUUAUUUGGCAAACUUGUCUUUUUUAUUUUCGGUUUUGUUUUGGUUUUUUUUUUGUAUUUGUGAACAGGCACUGAUGUCAUUUUGUUCUAAGAUGAUUACAGAUUCGCAACCAAAAUAAACUAUUUUAAUGUGUGA
This is a messenger RNA of Harpia harpyja (harpy eagle), 5774 nucleotides long. RefSeq names its product DnaJ heat shock protein family (Hsp40) member C16 (gene DNAJC16). NCBI's taxonomy places the organism in Eukaryota, Metazoa, Chordata, Aves, Accipitriformes, Accipitridae. Bases 124 to 2457 code for a protein of 777 amino acids. The transcript has 14 exons. The record is from RefSeq and is a predicted model, not a curated record.